UGUUUUUCCAGACUGAGGCUUCACAGUCCCCGGGGGCUCCUUCAGGACUCACAGGGACCUUCUGCACCUUGGUGAUGGCACAAAGGGCCUGUUUUCUUACUUGUAGCCUGAAUGGCUGCCAAGAAGGAAGGCAAAGGUAGAGGACGUGGACCUGCUCUCCUGUGGCUUUGGCCCUCAGACCAUCGUAUCAAACCCCUUUCAGAGCCCAAGGACAAGGCUCAUCUGAACCAGUGGCCUUGAGGCAUGAAUGAGAAACCUUGCUGUCUUGGGACCGAGAAUGAAAUACGAGAUGGACAGGUGGAAAGUGUCUCUACGGAGCAUCCCUCAUUGUACAAGGACAGUGGUGCACUCAUGGCUUUCAGAGGGAUGUCUAUCUCAGAGCUGAAGAACCAUGGCAUUCUGCAAGCCCUAACCACCGAAACCAAUGGAUGGCAGCUGGGUGUUGUAAACUCAGAGGUGCUCAGAGCCCAGGAAGAAUGGGACGUGGUGGACACCAUCCAUCCAGACCCAGUGAGUGGGGUCAGCUCCCAGCAGCCUGGCCAGCUCAUCUCCUUCAGCGAGGCCCUGCAGCACUUCCAGACCCUGGACCUCUCCUCCUUCAAGAAAAGAAUCCAGCCAACUAUUCAAAGGACCGGGUUCGCUGCCCUCCGGCAUUGCCUCUUCGGGCCGCCCAAGCUGCACCAGGGCCUUCGGGAAGAAAGAGACUUAGUCCUCACCAUAGCUCAGUGUGGCCUGGACAGCCAAGACCCGAUGCAUGGCCGAGUGCUCCAGACCAUCUAUAAGAAGCUGACCGGCUCCAAGUUCGACUGUGCCCUUCAUGGAGACCAUUGGGAAGACCUGGGCUUCCAGGGAGCAAACCCAGCCACAGACCUGAGGGGGGCAGGGUUCCUUGCCCUCCUGCACCUGCUGUACCUGGUAAUGGACUCAAAGACUUUGCUGAUGGCCCAGGAGAUCUUCCGCCUGUCCCACCACCAUAUCCAGCAAUUUCCCUUCUGUUUGAUGUCCGUGAACAUCACCCGAAUUGCCAUCCAGGCCCUGAGAGAAGAAUGCCUCUCCAGGGAAUGUAACCGGAGGCAGAAGGUCAUCCCAGUGGUGAACAGCUUCUAUGCAGCCACGUUCCUUCACCUGGCACGUGUGUGGAGGACCCAGCAGAGGACUAUCUCAGACUCAGGCUUUGUCCUCAAAGACUUGGAAGUGUUGGCCAAGAAGAGCCCAAAACGUCUGCUCAGGACUCUGGACGUCUACCUAGCCCAGGUGUCAAAGGGACAGGCCUCCUUGUUGGGGACACAGAAAUGCUCUGGGUCUCAAGGGCCUUACUCCAAGGACCUCACCUUCACGGGCGUGUGUGACCCACAGCCUCACUCAUUCGAGAGCACAGGGUUGAUCUGACCCAUCACGGACCGUUCCUAGAAAAGCAAGCUGGCUGGCUGGAGCUCUCGGAACCGCCGACCCCUCCCUGCCUCUGCAGGUGAGGUUGGAAGCUCCCACUUCUGAGAAGUCUGUGUCUGUACCAGCAUAGCACAUCCAAGCAGCUAGAAUUCACCUCCUUGCCUCUUUUGAAGCAAGGAGAGCCUCCUGUUGUUCCCAGCUGGGCUCCAGUUCACAGGGCUGGGCUCCCGAUAUCUCAGUGGAAGUGAACAGACCAUAAGGUAGGACAGCAGUCUACACAUCCGCGCCUAGAGAGUUCCUGGAAGCUGCAGCUCCUGACUCCCCAACUGCUGUCCCCAGUGUCCAGAGGCAACAAUAUCUUCAGCCAGCAGGGGGCAGCAUAACACAGGGAAAAGUGACUGAUAGGCAGGCUCCUCCCUUCAGCCACCAGGAUUUUCAGGACACUGGUUCCUGCCCUCCUCCUCUCCCCCUACCUCCUUUGCCCACCAUUGUUUGUGAUCUGGAAAUGGGCACUCACUAACUGCUAACUAGAUUAGCUAGCCAUGGCGGUGCUGGAUCCACACCGCCCACAGGCUGGGGCUCCUGUGGAGACCACACCCUCUUCCUGAGGGGCGAUAGGAACUGCUCACCCACCAGCCGUUUUAGAAUAAAGGAAUUGUUGUAGUCU
Phodopus roborovskii (desert hamster) is the source of this 2056-nucleotide messenger RNA. It is a transcript of the gene Elmod3, whose product is annotated as ELMO domain containing 3. The transcript has 11 exons. The coding region runs from base 244 to 1389 and encodes 381 amino acids. Lineage: Eukaryota; Metazoa; Chordata; Mammalia; Rodentia; Cricetidae. The record is from RefSeq and is a predicted model, not a curated record.